This is a messenger RNA of Fragaria vesca subsp. vesca, 1692 nucleotides long. RefSeq names its product putative pentatricopeptide repeat-containing protein At1g12700, mitochondrial-like. NCBI's taxonomy places the organism in Eukaryota, Viridiplantae, Streptophyta, Magnoliopsida, Rosales, Rosaceae. The record is from RefSeq and is a predicted model, not a curated record. The transcript is spliced from 2 exons. Gene Ontology annotation, molecular function: protein binding. The coding region runs from base 1 to 1692 and encodes 563 amino acids.
AUGGGAUUUAGUUUAUCUGUGUUGGGACACUUCUUCAAAUUGGGUCGUCAAUCGAAUGUCAUCAGCUACAAUACUCUAAUCAACGGCUUUGUUCUCAAGAAUAGAAUUCAAGAGGCAGCACAGAUUUUCAGCAAAAUGCUGCAGGGAGGUCAUUGCGUGCCCGAUGUGGUUACUUUCAGCACAAUUAUAAAGGGACUCUGCCGGAGGGGUGACAACAAUGCAGCUAUUCAGUUGCUCAGGAAGAUGGACGAAAGAGGUUGUAAGGCUAACAUAGUCAUCUAUAGCACAAUCAUUGACAGUCUUUGCAAGGACACACUAGUUGUUGAUGCAAUGAGCCUCUUCUCCGAAAUGAUUAGUAGGGGAAUUGCUCCUAACGUUGUUACUUACACCUCUUUGAUUCAAGGAGUUUGCAACACAGGUCAGUUUGAAGAAGCUACAAAGCUGUUAUAUGAAAUGGCGAGUAGAAAUAUCUACCCAAAUGUAGUCACCUACAGUGUCUUGGUUGAUGGACUUUGUAAGGAGGGGAAAGUCGUGGAAGCCAAUAGUGUGGUUGAAAUCAUGAUCCGAAAAGAUAUUGAGCCUAAUGCGAUUACCUACAGUUCACUAAUGGAUGGUUACUGUUUGCGAGGUGAAAUGGGUGAAGCAAGAAAAAUCUUUGAUCUAAUGCUCCGCAAGGGCUGCAUGGUUGAUGUUUGGAGUUGUACUAUAUUGAUAAAUGGAUAUUGCAAACAUAAAAAGAUUGAUCAGGCAAUUGAGCUUUUUGAGGAAAUGUUACGUCUGGAACUUGUUCCGGAUACCUAUACUUAUAGCAUUCUUAUUGACGGUUUUUGUAAAGCAGGGAGAAUGCAAGAAGCAGAAAAGUUGUUCUCUCGGUUGCUAAGUUGUGGCCUACUUCCAAAUGUUCAAACUUAUGCCAUUUUGCUUGACGGCCUAUGUAGCAGCCAACAACUUUCAAGGGCAAUGGACCUGCUUAGAGAGAUGGAAGACAAAAAGAUGGAACUUGAUAUUGUCAUUUACACCGUCAUCAUUGAAGGUAUGUGCAAAGCUGGAAAACUUGAAUCUGCAACAGACUUCUUCUCUAGUUUGUCAUCAAAAGGAGUUCAGCCUAAUGUGAGGACAUAUAAUGUGAUGAUUAAUGGACUCUGUAAAGGAGGCCUAUUGGUUGAAGCGGAAAAGCUGCUUAGAGAAAUGGGAGCGAAGGGCUGUUCUCCAGAUAGUUGUACAUAUAAAAUCAUCAUCCGAGGGUUUAUUAAUAACAACGAGAUAUCAAGGGCUGUGCAACUUAUUGAAGAGAUGAAGGGAGAUGGGGUUCUCUGCAGACGCAUCAACUAUGGAAUUGGUGGUGUUUCUGCGGGUGUUCCUUUUCUUACGUUUCCAAUAGCGAUAGAUCAAGGUAUGAAUGAUAAGGCGAUUGGGGAGGAUUGGAUGAUUGGGUGGAGGGUGAAGAGUACAGAGGCUAAAAUAGAUCAUUUGGUGACGAGCGAGGAAAUUGCAGGGUUGGUGAAGACAUUCAUGGAUUUGGAGGAUGGGGAAGGGAAAGAAAUGAGGAGAAGAACAAGAGAGUUUCAGCAGAUUUUUCAUGCUGCAAUUGCUGAGAGUGGUUCAUCUUCAGCGCCUUCAUUGGUGACGGUUUUUAAGGCCAUGAGCAUUAAGCAAACUACUUUCCUGGGUGAAUAUGAUGAGAGUGUUUAA